AUGCGCUUCUCUAUUCUUUCCGCCGCUUUCGCCUGUGGUCUGGCGGUUUUGGCCAGCCCGACUGCUAGAUCUGCAGACCUGGCCGCUGCAGAUGAGAUGCCUGCUCUUGCCAAACGUGUUGGUGACUGUACGCAGUGCUUUCUCCAAGGCACAAAUUACGUCUGCUGGUGCCGAACGCGCGGGGGCGACAUGGCCCAGACGGCUCUAGAUCUGAACAAGUGCGUUACCAACAACAAUGGUAUCCUGCGUGCGGCCGAAAAGUAA
Messenger RNA from Pestalotiopsis fici W106-1, 264 nucleotides. RefSeq lists its product as uncharacterized. The transcript has a single exon. The record is from RefSeq and is a predicted model, not a curated record. Bases 1 to 264 code for a protein of 87 amino acids. Lineage: Eukaryota; Fungi; Ascomycota; Sordariomycetes; Amphisphaeriales; Sporocadaceae.